GUAGCCAAGAAGAGCUGGGCAGUCCAGUCCUACACAUAAUACUGCCCCUUAAUAAUAAAGUCAUCCUUGACUUCUACAGAAAACACCAGGACACAAAUUCCCUGAUUUGUAUAUUGAUAUAUUUAAAAGUUUGGCGGAGGAAAAAACAUGGAUUUGCCGGAUAUUCCUUUCCCUCUGUCCUCCACAGAUGACUUCUAUGAUGACCCUUGUUUUAACACCAGCGACAUGCACUUCUUUGAGGACCUUGACCCAAGACUCGUGCACGUCAGUCUCCUAAAGUCGGAAGACAGCCACCACAACGAGGACGAGCACAUCCGGGCGCCGAGUGGACACCACCAGGCCGGCAGGUGUCUUCUAUGGGCGUGCAAAGCCUGCAAGAGGAAGACCACGAACGCGGACCGCAGGAAAGCGGCUACCAUGCGGGAGAGGCGACGACUCAGCAAAGUCAACGACGCGUUUGAGACACUGAAGCGAUGUACCUCCACCAACCCCAACCAGAGGCUCCCAAAGGUGGAGAUCCUCAGGAACGCCAUCAGUUACAUCGAGUCGCUGCAGGCCCUACUGCGUGGAGGACAGGAGGACACUUACUUCCAGGUGCAAAUGGAUCCCUACAGCGGGGACUCGGACGCUUCCAGCCCUCGGUCCAACUGCUCCGACGGCAUGAUGGAUUUCAACGGUCCCCCAUGUACAACGAAGAACUAUGACAGCUCUUACUUUAAAGAAACGCCAAAUGAUUCCAAAAGCAAAAAAUCGGUCAUUUCCAGCCUGGAGUGCCUCUCGAGCAUCGUCCAGCGGAUCACCACGGAGCCCGCGGCCAGCACUCACACGUGUCAUGAGGGGUCGGAAGGCAGCCCCAGCCCUCCUCAGAGCGGCUCCGAGGACGCCAGCCCCUUGUCGUCUGACAGCUGCGGGACGACCUCUGGGGACCCCAGCACAAACUACCAAGUGUUGUGAAGCCUACGAAACCUAAGCAGACUAAUUUAUUCCAUGAUUGCAAGCAAAGCUAUAUUCCUAUUCUAUUAGGAUAAACGUAGGUGGCCCCAAAGUCACACGUAAGUAAGAAUUAAGACACUUCCUAAUGCCCAAGUCCUUUUUCUGAAGCAGUACAAACGAAACGCCUACUGAAAUCCAAAGUUUGAGUAGCAUGGCAAUGGCUGUAUUGUGAACGCUGGCACAGGCCUACCAGCAGAAAAGCGCAUCAUGUAGCCUAUUUCAGAGGAAAGCAGCCGAACUAUGCCGUCUAUCCGCCGUCCUGGGGCUGUUAACGUGAGCCUAUGCAUUUACGUUUGGCACGUCUGCAAGAUAAAUGGAAGAUACCAAAGAAUCAGUCGCCGUUGUUUAAAACAUGCCAUCUUGAGCCUACUGACCGAUUGAGAGAAACGAAGCGGACCAUUUUGUACCAUUGUAAAAACAAUUCUAAAAGAGAAAAAGAAAAUGCUGA
Molecule: messenger RNA, 1441 nt
Organism: Gadus morhua (Atlantic cod)
Lineage: Eukaryota; Metazoa; Chordata; Actinopteri; Gadiformes; Gadidae
Product: myoblast determination protein 1 homolog 1
Exons: 3
Coding region: 148-954 (268 amino acids)
Biological process (GO): regulation of transcription by RNA polymerase II; skeletal muscle cell differentiation; muscle organ development
Molecular function (GO): RNA polymerase II cis-regulatory region sequence-specific DNA binding; protein dimerization activity; DNA-binding transcription factor activity, RNA polymerase II-specific
Source: RefSeq, a predicted model, not a curated record